UUUGUCAUGCGACUAUCCAAGUCAGCUCUUCCUCUGCUGCUGGCAGCAGUUUCUGCGCAACAAACCUGCUAUCGUCUCGAUGGCUCCGAAGCAAGCUCAGAAUUCACACCUUGUAACCCAGGCGCAAAGGUCAGCGCCUGCUGCCAUCUCAAUAAAGACGUGCCGGAUAUCUGCUUGAGCUCUGGUCUCUGCCUCUCUCAACAGCCUGGGUACGAGGGACUGAUAUAUUCAAAUGGCUGCACAGACCAGACGGGCAAAGACUCUGCCUGUCCCCAGCCAUGUGCGAAUAUUAUAGAGAACAGCAAGUCAGUUACUGCGUACAAUGUUCUUCCGUGUGCCCCUGGAAGGCAGUUCUGUUGCCGUGCCUUUGGAGAUAACAGUAACUGCUGCGAUGAAAUCGUAACAGUCGCAAUCGGGUCAGUCAUGACAGCUGCAUCGGCAACACUGGCUUCCACCUCAACGGCCACCGGGGGGGAUAUUAGCGGAACUGUCUCAACAGCCAAACCGACGACAAUAUUUUGCGCCAACUCUACUGAUGCUAGUGCCCUUGAGACAUGCCCCAAAGACAACUCUGUGGUUGUCGGGGGUGCUGUGGGAGGGGCUCUCGGUGCCCUUCUUCUGGGUUCGCUAGGCAUAAUCAUGCUGCUACUCCUGAGAAGGACAAAAGGUAUCUUGACACAUCUUAUAUCCUAG
Clonostachys byssicola is the source of this 693-nucleotide messenger RNA. Lineage: Eukaryota; Fungi; Ascomycota; Sordariomycetes; Hypocreales; Bionectriaceae. The record is from the annotation of a GenBank genome assembly.